This is a messenger RNA of Paramecium tetraurelia, 2220 nucleotides long. RefSeq lists its product as uncharacterized. Lineage: Eukaryota; Ciliophora; Oligohymenophorea; Peniculida; Parameciidae. The record is from RefSeq and is a predicted model, not a curated record. The transcript has 7 exons.
AUGGAACCAGACAGGUCAAAGGAGAUUCUCAGUAACUUAUUGGCUAAAUAAAUCGAUAUGAAUGAGCAACUAUAAAAUGAAAAUGAUGAAUUAAAUACUAAUUUGAAGCGAUUGCUAAAUCUCUUAAAUUAAAAAGAUAGUCAAUUAGAAUAAAUCAAGGACAGAAUUGUUCAAGUCGAUUAAUCAGAGAAUUCAUAUUAAACUACAAUCUCUCAUCAAACACAACAAAUAAAAUAAAUGCAAUCUGAAAAUUAAGACUUACAAGUUCAAAUCCAAUAGCAAUCAGAAAUUAGAUCAAAGAUGGAAUAAGAAUUGACUAAAAUUAUUGAGUCUUUUGAGAGGAUGUAAAAAAUUAACCAGCAAUAAUAAGAAGAAAUCAAUUUGUUAUAAGAAAGAAAUCAACAACUAGAAGAAACCUAAAUUACAAAUUAAAUGUAAAUUGAACAAAGCUAAAAGCAAAUUAAACUGCUAGUGAGCUCUAAUGAAGAUUAUGAAUAGUAAACAGAUAUACUUUUGAAACAAACCAAUGAACUCAAAUAAAUAUAAAUCAAAUUGCUUUACAACUUAGAUGCAAUCUAAAAAGAAAAGGAUGAAAUGACAAAUCAAUUUGAUGAAAAAUUAGUUCAAUUCAAGUCUUGUUUUCAAAGUUCUGCUGAAAACACCAAAGAUUUAACAAAUUAAGUAAAUGAUUUGAAUAAUCAAAUCCAAAUCCUUUAAAAAUAAAACUAAUAAUUAAUUGAAUAAAUGGAUAAUUAUUAGACUCUCUCUAUGAAAUUAGAAUCAGAAAGAGAUAAAUAUUAUAAAGACCUAGAAAUUACUAUUGAAAAUAAUACAAGAUUAUAAAAUAGCAAUUCAAGUCUAGAACAUCAAUUAAGGUAGCUAUCAUAAGAUCAAGAAACAUCUAUUAAAAAAAUGAAGUAUAUGAUUGAAUAAAUUGAUCAACUGGAAUUAGCUAAUGACAGCUAAUUGAAAUAAAAUAAUGAACUUAAGUAGUAAAUCAAAAAACUACAAUUUCAAUAAGAUUAAGUUCUUAAAGAAAAGGAAGUCAUUUAUGAACAAUUUGAAUAAAUCUAGAAGAAUGCUCAAUAUGAUCAUGAAGGACACAGAGAAAAAUAUAUAAAAUUGGAUAGAUCUUAUAAAGAAUUGCAUUCUUAAUAUGAUGAAUUAGUAAAUAAAUAUAAAAUUUAAAAUUAAAGUUUUGAAGAAUAAUAACAUCAAAUUCAAUUGAAUAUCAAGGAAAUCAAUGAACUUAAACAUAAUUUAAGGAUAAUUCAAGAAUCUGAGAGAAAAUAUUCUUAUAAUGCAGAAGUAUUGAGUAAGGAGAAGUUUAUGAUUACUUAAAAAUUGGAGGAAUCCUUCUAAAUAAUCAAGGAUUUAAGAGAUUAAUGUUAAAUUCUUACUGAAAAACUAUAGAAAACUGAAAUGUUUAAUAAACAAUUGCUCUUGGAAAAUGAACAACAAUAAAAACAAAUAAAAGCACAAGAAAGCAAAAUUGAGGAACAUGAAGUUCAUAUAGAACUACUAUUGGUUUAAAUAAAUCACAAAUAAUCCUAAUAAGCAGAAAUGGAUAGGCAGUAAGCAUUGAAACAAUCAACCACAAAGAAAAGUUAAUCAGUCAACAAGGAAAACAAUAGUGAAUUAAUGAGAUUAAAGAAAUAAAAUACAGAAUUAACAAAAGAGGCCAUUUCACUAAAUGAAUAGAUCUUGGAACUUAAAAAUGUCAUAAAUAAAUUGAAUGAUCAAUUGGCAUAAUAAAGUAAAGUCAAAGUAGGUUUAGAAUCAAGAAUUUAAAGUUUAAUUAAAGUGGUCGAAGAAUUUUAAUAAAAAUAAAUCUAGAAGUAACAGGAUAGUUUGACAAAGGAACAAUUUCAAAAUUAAAUGGAGCAAAUCAAAAAGAACUUUUAUAUUUAGAUUUAAUAAUUAACAAGAGAGAAUGAAGAACUCAAAAAAUUGUUAUAAACUCAAGCAAAUCAGACAUUUAAUUCUACUGAGGAAGUGUCUUCGCUGCAAGAUACGGUGGCAGAUUUGAAUAGAGAGAAAGUGAAUUUAAUCAGAGAGUUGAAUUAAGAACAUGAAGCAAAAGUGAAAUCUGAAGCUGAAAGAGAUAAAAUGAAAUAAUAAAUUGAAUAAUAUCAACUUGAAAUUGAAAAUUGUCAAAAUCAAUUAGAUCUCUAUGUUAAAGUAUUAAAACAAAUGGAUGAAAAACUAAAACAGUAAUGA